AUGGCCGGAUUCAACCACACCCCCACUCCCAUGGUGCAACCCAAAGCGCAAGACCAACAUGUCGAUACUCGACUGAUGGACGUGGCGGAUCAGGGCCAUGGAGGCCCGGGCUUUCCGCAAGGCCCAAACCCUCCCGGCGUUUCAAAUCGCCAGAGCCAAGCUGGGCCCCAGCAAUCACUGACUUUUACCCAAAUGAGUCCACCCCCCUUGCCAUAUCUGCCGCAGGGCAGUCCAGGUAUGCCUUACAGCCCCCCUAGCGCCAGUCCUGCCCCGAGCUGA
Molecule: messenger RNA, 279 nt
Organism: Puccinia triticina
Lineage: Eukaryota; Fungi; Basidiomycota; Pucciniomycetes; Pucciniales; Pucciniaceae
Exons: 2
Coding region: 1-279 (92 amino acids)
Source: RefSeq, a predicted model, not a curated record